CCGUCCCCCCCCCCCCCCCGGCGUCCCCACCCUUUCCUGCCGCCUGAGUCACCGCUGCCGCCUUCCGGGUGCUCCGUGGCUGUUGGGGCGUCCGUCUGUCCUGCCGCAGCCCGCUGCCAUCGGCCUGAGCCAGGGGCCAGCCGGCUGCGCCUAGGGAUCUCCGCCUGUCUGUCUGUCUGUCCGUCCGUCCGUGCGAUCCGCCCCUCCCUCCCGUCACCACCUCCCCACCGCCAUGUACACCGCGCUCCCCAAAAGCGGUUCCCCCUUUGGCCCCUCCGCCACCCGCCCGGGGCUGCACAUCUGGCGGGUGGAGAAGCUGCGGCCGGUGGAGGUCCCUGAGGCGACGCGGGGUGUCUUCUUCUCGGGGGAUGCCUACCUGGUGCUGCACAACGGGCCGGAGGAGCGAGCCCACCUCCACCUCUGGAUGGGCCGGGACUCCUCGCGGGACGAGCAGGGCGCCUGCGCCCUCCUCUCCACCCAGCUGAACGCGCUGCUGGGCGAGCGCCCCGUCACCCACCGCGAGGUGCAGGGCAACGAGUCCGACGUCUUCAUGGAGUACUUCCCCCGUGGCGUCACCUACCAGGAGGGUGGCGUGGACUCGGCGUUCAAGCCCACCCGCCCCAGCGCCGGCCCCGCGCGCAAACUCUACCAGGUGAAGGGCAAGAAAAACAUCCGGGCGAGCGAGCGGGAGCUGAGCUGGGCCAGCUUCAACACCGGCGACUGCUUCAUCCUUGACCUGGGCGAGACCCUCUUCAUCUGGUGUGGGGCCAAGUGCAACGUGCUGGAGCGCAGCAGGGCCCAGGAGCUGGCCGCAGCCAUCCGGGACGGCGAGAGGGGCGGCAAGGCUCGCCUGGAGAUCGUGGUGGACGGCGAGGAGCCACCUGAGAUGCUCCAGGUGCUGGGCCCCAAGCCUGCCUUGCAGGAGGGCAGCCCCGAGGACGAUGCCGUGGCCGACCAGAGAAACACGGGGGCAGCUGUCCUCUACAAGGUGUCGGAUGCAACAGGGCGCAUGGACCUGAGCCAGGUGGCCGCGAGCAGCCCCUUCAGCCAGAGCCUGCUCUGCACCGACGACUGCUUCGUGCUGGACAACGGCGCUGGCGGGAAGGUCUACAUCUGGAAAGGGCGCAAGGCCAAUGAGCAGGAGCGCCAGGCAGCCCUGAAAGUGGCCGAGGAGGUCAUCGCCCGCAUGGGCUACUCGCCCCGGACACAGGUGGAAAUCCUGCCCCAGGGUCACGAGACGCCUCUCUUCAAGCAGUUCUUCACCAGCUGGAAGUGAGGGAGUGGGUGCCCACGGGGCCAGCGCCUGCACUGGGGUGUCACCAGGCUUGUGCCAGCUGUGCCACCUCCCUGCUGACUCCUGCGCCCCGCUCAGCUGUCCCCAAGCCUGUGCCAUCCCCAUUGUGUCACCCCUGUGCCUUUGCCCACCUCACUCCCAUGUCCUUCCCAUCUCUGUGCCAGCCCCCAAGCCCAUGCCAACCCCAUGACACCCCUGUGGCUUUGCCCACACUGUGCCUGUGCCAUCCCCAUCCCUGCACCAUCCCCAUCCCCGUGCCAUCCCCAUCCCCACCCCUGCACCAUCCC
This is a messenger RNA of Tyto alba (common barn owl), 1581 nucleotides long. RefSeq names its product capping actin protein, gelsolin like (gene CAPG). Bases 233 to 1276 code for a protein of 347 amino acids. Gene Ontology annotation, cellular component: cytoplasm; actin cytoskeleton. Gene Ontology annotation, biological process: actin polymerization or depolymerization; actin filament severing; barbed-end actin filament capping. NCBI's taxonomy places the organism in Eukaryota, Metazoa, Chordata, Aves, Strigiformes, Tytonidae. Gene Ontology annotation, molecular function: actin filament binding; phosphatidylinositol-4,5-bisphosphate binding. The transcript has 10 exons. The record is from RefSeq and is a predicted model, not a curated record.